AACCUAUAAAUACUCUGCUUCGCUCCCCAGACCUUCACAGUUCACACCAAAGAUCAAAGCUUCCGAUCCAGCACUCGAAUAGCUAGCUCCGACCAAGCACUUGAGCAAAUCCACCAGCAGUGUCCGAUACGCGCUCCCAAACCCAACCGACAACAAUGUCGCUGGUGAGGCGCAGCAACGUGUUCGACCCCUUCGCCGACUUCUGGGACCCCUUCGACGUCUUCCGCUCCGUGGUGCCCGCGGUGUCGACCGGCCGCGACACCGCUGCCUUCGCCGGCGCGCGCAUCGACUGGAAGGAGACCCCCGAGGCGCACGUCUUCAAGGCCGACCUCCCCGGCGUCAAGAAGGAGGAGGUCAAGGUGGAGGUGGAGGACGGCAACGUCCUGGUGAUCAGCGGCGAGCGCAGCAGGGAGAAGGAGGACAAGGACGACAAAUGGCACCGCGUGGAGCGCAGCAGCGGCAAGUUCCUCCACCGGUUCCGCCUGCCGGAGAACGCCAAGACGGAGGAGGUGAAGGCCGGGCUGGAGAACGGCGUGCUCACGGUCACCGUGCCCAAGGCCGAGGUCAAGAAGCCCGAGGUGAAGGCCAUCGAGAUCUCCGGCUGAGAGUUCGGUCUUUACGGUCGCGCUCGGGUCAAAGUAUGGUCGUCGUGUUUCUGAAUCCUGUGCUCUGAUGAUGAUGU
Messenger RNA from Panicum virgatum (switchgrass), 682 nucleotides. RefSeq names its product 16.9 kDa class I heat shock protein 1. The coding region runs from base 156 to 605 and encodes 149 amino acids. Lineage: Eukaryota; Viridiplantae; Streptophyta; Magnoliopsida; Poales; Poaceae. The transcript has a single exon. The record is from RefSeq and is a predicted model, not a curated record. Gene Ontology annotation, biological process: response to hydrogen peroxide; protein complex oligomerization; response to salt stress.